Molecule: messenger RNA, 2002 nt
Organism: Capsella rubella
Lineage: Eukaryota; Viridiplantae; Streptophyta; Magnoliopsida; Brassicales; Brassicaceae
Product: bZIP transcription factor 16
Exons: 13
Coding region: 455-1678 (407 amino acids)
Biological process (GO): regulation of DNA-templated transcription
Cellular component (GO): nucleus
Molecular function (GO): DNA-binding transcription factor activity; sequence-specific DNA binding
Source: RefSeq, a predicted model, not a curated record
AACUCCACGCCCCCUUUCUUCUCCGUCAGAAAACACAAAACAAUCAGCCAAUUUUUCUUGGUCAAGACAUUGAAUGUCUCAAUCUCUGCAAAAUUGAGCUCGGAGAUUCAGACAGCAUCUCAAGUUUGUGCUCUGAGUUUUCAGACAUUUUCCAGUCCUUAGGGUUUCUGUUGACACUGCUGGCUUUUGUGGUAUCGUGUCUCCCGGCACCGACAUUGUUACCUGUUUCUGCACUAAGCAUUUUAGCUGUUGAAUUAUCAAUAGUGUAUUGGUCAACGAUCAGUAGGAGAAGUUUGGAACCAAAUCUCGAACAUCUUAUUAGCUGAAAUGUUGAAUUGUUGGAUGUGAUUGGGUUACACAUGAGUAGAUCUUGUCGUGAGUGAGCUUAUUAUAGCUGACUUUUGUCUCGCAGGAAGCUCUCAAGGGUUGUUUUUAGAAACUAGGGAACGUGAUAAUGGCUAGCAGCGAGAAUAUUGAGAAAUCGAGUAAGGAGAAGGAACCUAAAACACCGCCUUCUUCUUCUGCUGCUCCUCCCGCUUCACAGGAACCUUCGUCUGCUGUGAGUGCUGGCAUGGCUACUCCAGAUUGGACUGGUUUUCAGGCAUAUUCUCCUAUGCCGCCACCUCAUGGUUAUGUGGCUUCAAGUCCCCAACCUCACCCUUAUAUGUGGGGAGUUCAGCAUAUGAUGCCUCCUUAUGGAACUCCGCCUCAUCCGUAUGUUGCAAUGUAUCCCCCUGGUGGCAUGUAUGCACAUCCUUCAAUGCCUCCGGGUUCUUAUCCAUAUAGCCCUUAUGCUAUGCCUUCUCCAAAUGGAAUGACCGAAGCUUCUGGCAAUAGUACAGGCGGCACUGAGGGUGAUGGUAAGCAAUCUGAAGUGAAGGAAAAAUUACCCAUCAAAAGAUCAAGGGGAAGCUUGGGAAGCUUGAACAUGAUUACAGGAAAGAACAAUGAACCUGGGAAAAACUCGGGAGCAGCAGCUAAUGGAGCUUACUCAAAAAGUGGGGAGAGUGCUUCUGAUGGUUCAAGUGAAGGAAGUGACGGAAACUCUCAAAAUGACUCAGGAUCUGGACAAGACGGAAAGGAUGCAUCUGAGAAUGGUGGUACUGCUAAUGGUCCCCGAAAUGGAAGUGUUGGUACACCUCUUCUACCGGUGAGUCAGACCGUGCCAAUAAUGCCAAUGACAGCUGCAGGUGUUCCAGGUCCACCAACAAAUUUAAAUAUUGGGAUGGAUUAUUGGGGUGCGCCUACUUCAUCUGCUAUCCCUGGAAUGCAUGGGAAAGUAUCUACACCAGUUCCUGGAGUUGUUGCUCCAGUCUCGCGAGAUGGUGGUCAUUCACAACCCUGGUUACAGGACGAUAGAGAACUUAAGCGACAGAGACGGAAGCAGUCCAAUAGGGAGUCUGCACGAAGAUCCAGGUUGCGUAAACAGGCCGAAUGUGAUGAGCUGGCCCAACGCGCUGAGGUGUUGAAUGAAGAAAACACAAAUCUCAGAGCAGAAAUCAACAAGCUCAAAAGCCAAUGCGAAGAGCUCAGCGCUGAGAACACCUCUCUUAAGGACCAACUUUUAUUAUUCCCUCCACUUGAAGGCAUGAACAUGGAAAAAGACGGCCAAGGACCAGACACCGAUCAAACAGGUGGCGAAGAGCGAAAGGUUGAUUGUUACAAAGACUCAACGUGAAAAAGACAUACAGCAAAAUCAAUUCCUAACACAGGUAUAAAAAGUAGCAGCAGCAGCAACAACAACCUCCGUGGUUCAUUGCUAACACAUGGUUGUAGGAUUUUAGAUUUUCAGAGAUCGAUUGGUUCGGAAUAGCUCUUUAGCUUUCUUGAGGGUUGCGGUCCAGUGUGUGUGUAUGUUACUAAAUUAGAUUUUGGGAGAAAAAUUUCCCUUCUUUUAAUGGUUUACUACUUGCAGAAGUGAAUUAUAGGCAAUGUGCUUCUCUGUAUCAAAUUUUUACCCUUUUCUUUUUGUUUUAUUAGAUUUUUUCGAUUUGUUUUUCUU